AGGUCCUCAAGACUUAAACUUCCUGUUAGUAGUAGUCUUCUUGUGGAAGAGCAGUUUAGUGAAUUUGGCAGUAGAGGUACAUGUCAGAGGCUACUAUGUAGCAGAAUUCAAUUACUUGCAUACUUUUUGGUUAUUUAAUUCAUUUCUGUACAUUUUAUUUGGUCAAAUGUGCAUGCUGAAGUUGAUAUUUCUGUUCAUGGAUAUUUUAAAACUCAUUUGCCCAUGACCAUGUCGCCAAUGUUUAUGGUAUUUGCUCUGGUUGCAGCCUCUCUGUGUCACAGUGGAGACUGUUCGCAUAAAUGUUCACAGCCUUUGCCUGGUAAUCAGAUGCUUACCACAACCAGCUGUUUGGCAGGCUAUUUCAAAAAAGCAUCUUGCCAAAAUCCAGGUUAUUUACUCUGUGAGAAAUGUGAAAAGGACAAAUACACAAAAUAUAACAACACACUGCUUGAUUGCAUACCUUGCGAAUCGUGUGGUGUUGGUAUGAUUACUAUGCGUGAAUGUACAAAUGAAAAGAACCGGGAGUGCAGGUGCAAAGAUGGGCUUUACAUGAUUAACAAGCAUACAACUUACUCGUCAUGUGAAAACUGUACAAGAUGCACAAACUGUAGCACAUGCCCCGAAUGUAAUGGUAAAUGUGGAGUGCCGUCUUGUGGGCGUGACCAAUUCUUGGAUCAAAAGGGGAAAUGCCAGUCAUGCGCUGCUCACAAUUGCUCGGAUAAGUCCUGUAAAUCCUUUUGUGAACCAGUGAAAUCUAAUCUCACAAUAUGGAUUUUGGUGAUUGCGUCCCUGUCCAUACUGGCACUGCUCGGACUUUUUGCUCUUUUUUGCUUCAUCUGUGAAGCCUAUAGAAGGAAACAAUUUUGCUACUGGGUUCAUAUAAAGAACAUGAAUGACGGCCAUGCUGGUCAUAAUGAAGUUCCACCAAACACGCCAACUUUACCUGAUCAGCCUGAGGACCAGCUGAACAAUCAUUUGCUAUUGAACAUAAUCUCUGGAACUGCAGUGAAAGAUCCAGGGACCAGAGACAAACAAAGACGUCUGGACUCAGACUGGACUAGACAAAUCGCAGCACCCCUUAUUAUAAAUGAGGGUAUAAAAGAGCUGCCCAGGCAUAACAUGGAGAUGUGGCCAGCCCCGGUGCUCUACACCAUCAUCAAACAGGUUCCUGUGCGGCGUUGGAAGGAGUUCUUACGGUUGCUUUCCGUAUCUGAUGAUCAAAUGGAGAGAGUGGAGCUGGAGGCAAGAGGCUCCUAUCUGGAGCUGCAAUAUCAGAUGCUCCGGCUCUGGAGUCAGAUGAGUGAUGCUUGCCUGGAAGACAUCUACUCUACACUACAUUAUAUGGACCUGUCAGGGUGUGCAGAGGAUCUGCAAGAGAAAUUGCAGCAGUUGCAGGAGACCUGGGUCUAGAUAAGUCUGUGAAUACAGGGUAUCCCAAAAGUCUCCAAAUAUAGGGGAUGGUUGGAUCAACAUUUUCCGGGUUCUUGGAUUGGUUGCCAUGUCCCCAUGGAGUGGCCUCCUGAGAUCCCCAGAUCUCAGCCCACUUGAUUUUUACCUCUGGAGCCAGGUGAAAGCCAUGAUCUACCAUGAAAAGAUACAGCACAAAGAUCAUUGAAAGGAAUGAAUUCAACGUGCAGUUACAUGUACCAUAUAACACCAGAUGUGUUAGCACGAGUUCAUGAGUGGGAGAGACGAUGUCGUGUGUGUUUACAAAGAAAUGGCAAUCCUGUAGAUUCAAGUUACACUUUGUUAAAAAGUGCUAAUCUCCCACAUGUAUGGAGACUUUUGGGACACCCUGUAUUUUUACCUCUCAGCAGGCCCAAUACUUUAGUGUUCUCAAAUACUCUGAAUCGAAUGUCUGACACAGUUGGGACAUUUUAUUUGUAUACAUUGCACUUGUACAACCUACAAGAACCAUUGUUCAAACAGGUUUUUACAAUGUAUUACAGAAAGUAAAUGAAUAUGAAGCUGCGUCAUGCUGCUUAUACUUUUGAAAUAAUGUAUUCUUGGUUUCUGUUAUCUGAAAUGUAUUGCAAAGUGCACAGAAAGUAUAUAUAGAGACAUCAGAUAAGCUGUAACAGUAAGUAAUUAUUUAACUACAUUAUACUUGCCACAGAUAAUUGAGGCAGCACGCUAUAAGGACAAAUUUAAGCUAGUCUUUGCGAAGCCAUAAAGGUUCACCUCAGUACAGGAGUUAAAUUACAAUGGUUUAAGAUGUAUAAUGUUGCCAUACACCAGCUGAUGUCCCCCCACUUUUCGACACUGUUUUUAUUUAAAAAAAAACAACCCACCAACAACAACACUUCAAUCAGAACUGUAGGUUUUAAAAACCAUUAAAUGUUUAAGUAUUACACAUCCGCUGCCACAAAUGGUGGGCUGAGGGUGAAGUACGGUAUGUGACAUUUUUGAAAGUCACUCUGGCACAUUAUGUGCAUUUAUUAUGAUAUCAAUUUGGGGUCAUGUUACCGGUGGUAUUUUUGUGUAACCUUAUACUUGUAUGUGUUCUUUAAUUUGUGUAGAAUAAAUGUAAUGUAGCUUAAA
Molecule: messenger RNA, 2541 nt
Organism: Neoarius graeffei (lesser salmon catfish)
Lineage: Eukaryota; Metazoa; Chordata; Actinopteri; Siluriformes; Ariidae
Product: tumor necrosis factor receptor superfamily member 1A
Exons: 10
Coding region: 223-1410 (395 amino acids)
Biological process (GO): signal transduction
Cellular component (GO): plasma membrane
Molecular function (GO): protein binding
Source: RefSeq, a predicted model, not a curated record